AGAAACUUGUGCUGUGUGUCAUAGUUGCCUGUCAGUAAAGCCACCAGCUAUGUGAGAGGCUGCCUGUAGAGCACACCCUUCUCACAUGAGCCUGUCUGGGCUGAUCCAUUCAGACUAGCUUCAUCCCAUUAAGAAACUCUCCAAUUCUCUUCACAUUAAGAUCUCUCUUGGAACCUGCAGCUGCUCUCUUCCUUCCCUUCAGCUGUGCUGCACUUACUCUCAAGCUUGUCAGAUCCUGAAUGUUUUCUGUGUAACUUUACAGGAUGGAAGAAGCAGAAUUGCUGAAAGAAAGGCUCUUGGCCAUUACCGAUAAGAGGAAGUUGCAAGAAGAAAUUGCACAAAGACGCCUUCAAAUCGAAGAAGGAAAGUUAAAACUACAUCAUUUAAAGAAAAAAACGAUGCGGGAAAAAUGGCUGCUGGAUGGAAUAAAUACGAUGAGUCCAGAGGAACAGCAGGACAUGCUGAGACAAAACCAAGAAGACCAGAAUCAGAUGAAAGUCCUGGAACAUAUUAUUGGCAGGCUAGAACAAGAGAUUGAAGAUUUAGAGAAGCAAGAAACACAGCUGUCGGCUAAAGAAGUGCGUGUCCUACAGCGACUGAAGUCUGUAGAAAGAACUACAGCGGAUAUCAUAAGGGCUGUGAAAACAGAAGUUCGACUAGAACCGGUAAAGGAUAUAUACGCCGGUAUACCUGACCUACCACCUUCUUAUAAACCAACAUUUGUUAGAAAAAUGGAAAGUGCCCAGCUUGAGAAUGGGGAUGAGCCAAGAAAAGCAUUAUUCGCCAUGGAAAUCAAAGUUGAAAAAGAUAUGAAGACUGGAAAGAACAUAGUGUUAUCCUCAAUCCCGCUUCCCUCUAGUCAGUUUAAAGAUGCAGGAGUUAAAGUUUAUGAUGACGGCAGGAAGUCUGUGUUUGAGGUAAGCAGUGAAGGCAAGCCAGUUAAAAGUGAAGUAGAGAGUCUUGCGCCAAUUGAAGUCGAGGAUCUCUUGAAAAAAGCUACAGAGAAGAGCACUCUGUCUCCCACGGAAUACCACGAACCUGUGUUUUCCAACCCGUACAACAGUUCUAGUAUCCAUAAAGGGCAAGUUCAACAAAAUGUAAAUGGCCACAGCUCACCUGUCAUUGUGAACCAGCAAAAUGGUCACAGUCCAACAUUAGUGGGAGAUAUAGUCCCCAAAAAGCAACCUGUGCCAGAAGUUCCAGUUUAUUCACAGCCAAAAGUUGUCAUGCUAAAUGGACAAUCAACCCAUGUGGAACCACAACUGACAGAAGAUCACAAUCAGGCAGUGUUUGUUAACACAAGAAGAUACAACACCAACCACUCUACUGCUGCUAAUAUGGAAGAUGACAUACAACACAGUGUUGUCCAUGCCACACCAUGUUACAUAGAUGACUCUGAGCCAGUUACCAUGAUUUUCAUGGGCUACCAGCAUGCUGAUGAAAAUGAAAGCAGACCGCUUACAGAUUACGAGGGAGUCAUUCGAGCUGAACUGGUCAUCAUUGAUGAUGACAAUGACAAAGAAGAAGAAGCAGCUGUGGAAGGACUCAUUAGGCAACCGGAAACAAAACCAGAACCUAUUUCUACCCCUCCUUUGCCAAAUAGUGUUGCACAUAAACUACCAAAACACAAUAUCUCUCUGCAUGGCCCUCAGCCCUACAAGAACUCAAUAUCCUUAGAAGAACAAGAAACUAGCCUGGAUCCUCAAAACUAUAUUCCUGUAACCAAACAGAUAGCAGAUGAUGAUGGCACUGAGGAUCCAUCAUUAACAGCCUUGAGGAUUAGAAUGGCCAAGCUGGGGAAAAAAGUGAUAUAAGACUCAAAACUACAUAAGGAGAUUCUUAGCAUAUGGAUAAAGAAGAUCUUCAGAAGUUUUGUGUUUACUAGUGUAACAUGGACUUCUUUUCGUUUCUGCCGCAGACAACCCAUCCAUGGCGCUCCAGUGGGGAGAGUCACUGGUGUUCAUCUGCUACACUUCAGCUUUCUGUCUAAUGCUACUAUACAAGUUCAUGUGUUUUUAUAUAGGAAUAUAUUAUUUUUUGGAACAUGGAAGGUGAUUCCUCAUGUAACUAGGAAGAUACAUGCCAUCGGUGUCAUUGCUUAUUGUAUUUACUUUGUAGUCAUGUAAACAGAAGCAGAUCCAGGCAAGAUCUGUCUUGACUUUCCACAUAUUCACAAGCUUGAUCUUACAUCAUGAAAGAAUGCUGGCAAAUUAAAUCUCAAACUUGCAUCAUAAUUACACUAAUUGAGAGUUACAUAAUUGCUAGUAAUUUUUUCUUUUUAGUGUCGGGGAAGC
This is a messenger RNA of Nanorana parkeri, 2294 nucleotides long. RefSeq names its product palmdelphin (gene PALMD). NCBI's taxonomy places the organism in Eukaryota, Metazoa, Chordata, Amphibia, Anura, Dicroglossidae. The coding region runs from base 264 to 1814 and encodes 516 amino acids. Gene Ontology annotation, biological process: regulation of cell shape. The transcript is spliced from 8 exons. Gene Ontology annotation, cellular component: membrane; cytoplasm. The record is from RefSeq and is a predicted model, not a curated record.